This is a messenger RNA of Ostertagia ostertagi, 888 nucleotides long. The record is from the annotation of a GenBank genome assembly. Lineage: Eukaryota; Metazoa; Nematoda; Chromadorea; Rhabditida; Trichostrongylidae.
GCUUUUUCGUCUGUUCUUGGAAAGGAUCUCGCAAAAGAGACAACCGCUGUUGUCAAACAAAUGUUCCAGAACGUCUCCUUCAAAGAUUCGCGACUGGAAGUGCUGGAGUACCUCAUUGUCCCACAAGUGGGGUUUUGUAAUGGUUCUCUGUUCGUUGUAAUCGUUCCCGUGAGGGUUGAUGAUCAUAUUCGAAGAACCGAAUGGCGAUCUUCGUAUGCCAGCUCAAGCUUCAAGCACACGUACAUGUACAGCGUGUUGUUUGCCGUGGGACUUUCAAGGUCUGAAGAAAUUCAACGAAAAUUGCUCCUAGAAAACGAACUCUACGGCGAUCUUCUUCAGGCAGACUUUGAAGACGUAUAUCACAAUCUUACGCGAAAGGUGUUAAGUGCACUACGGUUUGUAUAUCAUUCAUGCCGUCAAGCGAAAGCUAUUGUGAAAGUCGAUGAUGACGUUGGAUGGAACAUCAAACAGGCGAAAGAUUUUGUGCUGCAUCACCUUGACAACCACAGAAUUUAUGGACUGCGAGACGCCAACAAUAAACCAGAACGAACAAACGCAUAUGAGCAAUGGAAACUUACGGAAGAAGAGUGGAAUAAAACAUAUUUCCCACCAUUCUGUCGAGGACUGGCCUAUGUGAUUCCGACUGAAGCGGCAGGGAAACUGUUGUCGGUGACUCCUUCUCAACAAUUCCUCAAGCUCGAAGACGUUUUUGUCACAGGAGUUCUCAGUGAAGCAGCAAACAUAACGGUCACUCACCUAGGAGGCGACCGUAUAACACUUGCUAAAAGAGAUCCGAGGAUUCACAAGAAAGUGGAUUUCACGUUUUUCAAGAUCGACAAAAUCAACAGUGAUAUGUUCAGCGAAGAUGCAGAGAGCACUCCUCUCUAG